Messenger RNA from Elephantulus edwardii (Cape elephant shrew), 1101 nucleotides. It is a transcript of the gene DNAJB13, whose product is annotated as DnaJ (Hsp40) homolog, subfamily B, member 13. Bases 14 to 964 code for a protein of 316 amino acids. The record is from RefSeq and is a predicted model, not a curated record. Gene Ontology annotation, cellular component: cytosol. Gene Ontology annotation, molecular function: protein-folding chaperone binding. The transcript has 8 exons. NCBI's taxonomy places the organism in Eukaryota, Metazoa, Chordata, Mammalia, Macroscelidea, Macroscelididae.
CAGUCGGCCAGCUAUGGGCCAAGAUUAUUAUUCUGUGCUCGAGAUCAGUCGUAAUUCAGAGGAUGCCCAAAUCAAGAAGGCGUACCGGAGACUUGCUCUUCAGAACCACCCGCUGAGGUCAAGCGAGCCAGCAUCUGCAGAGAUAUUCAGGCAAAUAGCAGAGGCCUACGAUGUGCUGAGUGACCCUGUGAAGAGAGGCAUCUAUGACAAGUUUGGAGAGGAGGGCCUGAAGGGCGGGAUCCCUCUGGAGUUUGGAUCACAGACUCCAUGGACAGCUGGCUACGUCUUCCACGGCAAUCCUGAGAAAGUUUUCCAUGAGUUCUUUGGAGGAGACAACCCCUUCAACGAGUUUUUUAAUGAAGAAGGAAAUGAAGUGGACUUGAACUUUGGGGGACUCCGGGGUCGGGGUGUUAAGAAGCAGGACCCCUCUAUUGAACGAGACCUCUACCUCUCUUUGGAGGACUUGUUCUUUGGCUGCACCAAGAAAAUUAAGAUUUCCAGAAGGGUGCUGAAUGAGGAUGGGUACUCCUCCACCAUCAAGGACAAGAUACUGACAAUCGAUGUGAAGCCUGGCUGGAGGCAGGGCACACGCAUCAUCUUUGAAAAGGAAGGGGACCAGGGCCCCAACAUCAUCCCAGCAGACAUCAUCUUCAUUGUGAAGGAGAAGCUUCACCCUCGCUUCCGUAGGGAGAACAACAAUCUCUUCUUUGUGAAACCUAUUCCCUUGGGCAAGGCUCUUACCUGCUGCACCGUGGAGGUGAAGACCUUGGAUGACCGUCUGCUCAACAUUCCCAUCAAUGACAUCAUUCACCCCAAGUACUUCAAGAAGGUGCCAGGUGAGGGGAUGCCACUACCUGAGGAUCCUACCAAGAGGGGGGACCUCUUCAUCUUCUUUGACAUCCAGUUCCCCACCCGCCUCACACCGCAGAAGAAGCAGAUGCUUCGCCAGGCAUUGCUGACGUGAUUGUGGUGGGCUGGAGGCUGGUGCAGAGGUAGGAGGUGGCAAGCCAGGCCUUACCCACCUGCCAACAACCUGCCUGUGUGUGCCAGGAAGCUGGCCUUCUGCAGAUGUGAGAGUGAGGGUGGGAUGACAUAGGUCUU